AUGCAACUGGAUAUGUUGAUUAUUUUUUGUCUAAUCUGCUAUACAACCGCUAAAAAGUUACCAGAUAUUCAUUGGAGUUCUUCGAAUUCACCACAAGAACGUUAUGCUGCCAUUGGUGAUUCACUCGAUAUUCUUUGCCCCAAUUUCGAUACCGAAACUUCUGAUGAGGAUACUGAGCAAACAAUCGUCUACAGAGUUCCCAAGUUUGACUAUGAGAAGUGCCGAUUGAGCUCCAAGGCUGAGCUGCUGGCCAGAUGUGCGAAUCCCAGAAAACAUCAGAAGUGGACUGUGUCUUUCCGACAAUUCAACCCCAAUCCAUCUGCUUUGGAUUAUCAUCCAGGAACUACAUAUUACUUCAUUUCAACUUCAACUGGAUCUGCUCGUGGACUUGAAAAUGAUAUCGGAGGAUUGUGUGCAAGCCAUAAUUUGAAGAUGGUCAUCCAUGUUACUGACAAAAACGGAGAUAUUUCACAUCAUCGUCAUCGUCACCAUCAUCAUCAGAAAUUAGUUCCGACUACUACUGUGCCACCAACUACUACCACCCUUCCCACUACAACUGAUGGAAUCCCGGAUAUUGCUUUCUGGCAAAACAAGGAAGCUCUUUGGGGACAAUAUUAUGAGAAGGUUGUCAAUGACAAUUGGCCAAUUCGCGAUCCUAUUCGUGCCGAACGUGUUCACUUGGACGAAGGAAAUGAGAAGGAUCGUUAUCCUGUCUUCAAUAAUGAUGCCAUUGACUAUCAAAUCCAUGAAAUUGGUGAUAGUGAAACUCUGAUCUCAUCAUCGAGAUCUUCAAAUGGAAUUUUAACAUCAAUCCUCUUACUGAUCAGUUUAGCCAUUGUUAGGCUGUAG
Messenger RNA from Auanema sp. JU1783, 849 nucleotides. The record is from the annotation of a GenBank genome assembly. Lineage: Eukaryota; Metazoa; Nematoda; Chromadorea; Rhabditida; Rhabditidae.